AUGCAUUAUCACGAGAAAGGAAGCAAUAAUACAAACGUUCAAAGAAGUUUUAUAUCAUUCCGACCAGAAGAAAGAAGAUACUUACCACUUACCACAACCACAAAUAGACCAGAGAAGAAACAUGCACCAAAGACAGUAAACCAGGAAAGACCGGAUUCGCAACAGCAGCAGCAAUACCAGCACCAUCGAAAAACCAGAGAACAAACGACACCAGAGACCAGACAAAGACCAGACAAGAUCAGACAAAGAUCAGACAAAGAUCAGACAAAGAUCAGACAAAGACCGAACAAAGGCCAGACAAAGACCAGACAAAGAUCAGACAAAGAUCAGACGAAGACAAAACAAAGAUCAGACAAAGAUCAGACAAAGACCAGACAAAGACCAAACAAAGAUCAGACAAAGACCAAACAAAGAUCAGACAAAGACCAGACAAAGAUCAGACAAUGA
This is a messenger RNA of Mucor velutinosus, 447 nucleotides long. RefSeq lists its product as uncharacterized. The coding region runs from base 1 to 447 and encodes 148 amino acids. NCBI's taxonomy places the organism in Eukaryota, Fungi, Mucoromycota, Mucoromycetes, Mucorales, Mucoraceae. The transcript has a single exon. The record is from RefSeq and is a predicted model, not a curated record.